ACCAGCAACCAUGGGUGAUGGGGAGAUGGCCUGUUUUGAAGACGCUGCACAGUUUCUCCGGAAAUCUGAGAAAGAACAAUUGGAAGCCCAAAACAGGCCAUUCAAUGCCAAGAACACCUGCUUCGUAGAUGACCAAAAAGAGCUGUACGUCAAAGGUAUAGUCACAGCUCGUAUAGAUGGCAAAAUCACCGUAAAAACCGACGAUGGAAGGACUCUAACUGUAAAAGACAGUCAAGUUUACCCCCAACAUCCCCCCAAGUACGACAAAACUGAAGACAUGGCCAUGAUGACCCAUCUGAAUGAAGCGUCUGUAUUGUAUAACCUCAAAGAACGUUAUGCAGCAUGGAUGAUCUACCGAAUAUCCUGGAUAAAGCAUCUGCCUUCCGGUUUCUUGUCCCAGGCCAAUACAUGA
This is a messenger RNA of Pelobates fuscus (common spadefoot toad), 412 nucleotides long. Its product is annotated as myosin-2-like. The record is from RefSeq and is a predicted model, not a curated record. NCBI's taxonomy places the organism in Eukaryota, Metazoa, Chordata, Amphibia, Anura, Pelobatidae. Gene Ontology annotation, molecular function: ATP binding; actin filament binding; microfilament motor activity. The transcript has 3 exons. Gene Ontology annotation, cellular component: myosin II complex; cytoplasm; myosin filament. Gene Ontology annotation, biological process: muscle contraction. The coding region runs from base 11 to 412 and encodes 133 amino acids.